Messenger RNA from Striga hermonthica, 1059 nucleotides. The record is from the annotation of a GenBank genome assembly. Lineage: Eukaryota; Viridiplantae; Streptophyta; Magnoliopsida; Lamiales; Orobanchaceae.
AUGAUAGGUAAAGGAGGCAGCAGCCGGGUUUACAAAGGUUACCUUCCGGACGGCAAGGAACUCGCCGUGAAGAUUUUAAAACCUUCAGAAGAUGUCGUAAAAGAGUUCAUUUUAGAAAUCGAGAUCAUUACAGCCUUACACCACAAGAACAUCAUCUCGCUUUUCGGAUUCUGUUAUGAGGAGAAGAAUCUUCUCCUAGUAUAUGAUUUUUUAUCAAGAGGAAGCCUUGAAGACAAUCUUCACGGUAAUAAAAAGGAACAGGCCUUUAGGUGGGAAGAGAGGUUUCGAGUUGCUAUUGGUGUUGCUGAGGCUUUGGAAUAUCUUCACAAUAGAGAAGGUCAACCCGUAAUCCAUAGAGACGUUAAGUCAUCAAACAUACUUUUGUCCGAUGAUUUUGAGGCACAGCUUUCUGAUUUUGGGCUUGCUAAAUGGGCAUCGACAACUUCAACUCACAUAACUUGCACAGAUGUUGCUGGAACUUUCGGGUACUUAGCUCCUGAGUAUUUCAUGUAUGGAAAAGUAAACGAGAAAAUCGAUGUUUAUGCAUAUGGAGUUGUACUUCUGGAACUUUUGUCCGGUAGAAAGCCUAUAAGCAGCAACUGCCCGAAAGGCCAUGAGAGCCUUGUUAUGUGGGCAAAGCCAAUUUUAAAUUCCGAUAAAUUCGCUAUUUUGCUGGAUCCCGACUUGGGCAGUAGUUAUGAUCAUGGACAAGUGGAGAGGAUGGUUUUAGCUGCCUCACUCUGUAUCAGACGAGCGCCACGAGCUCGACCACAUAUGAGCCUCGUUCGAAAGCUUCUCCAAGGGGAUGUGGAAGUGGUCAAGUGGGCUAGACUGCAACUGAAUGCUUGUGAAGGGUCUCGAGUCAAGCUAGACACGAAUUCAGUCGAAGGUACUGAAUUAGAAGACGAGACAUUUUCAAAAUCGAAUCUUCAAUCCCACUUGAAUCUCGCGUUGCUUGGUGUGGACGGGGAUUCUGCCUCGAUAAGUAGCAUCGAGCAAACUAUUUCUUUAGAAGAUUAUCUCAAAGGUAGAUGGAGCCGGUCCUCGAGCUUCGACUAA